This is a messenger RNA of Lactuca saligna, 441 nucleotides long. The record is from the annotation of a GenBank genome assembly. NCBI's taxonomy places the organism in Eukaryota, Viridiplantae, Streptophyta, Magnoliopsida, Asterales, Asteraceae.
AUGAAUCAAUUGUUGGUUGAGUUAAAGGGUCUGGUGCUAAAAGCAAGUCUGGUACCAUCUUCGUUAAUAACCCCUAAGCUUCUUUCACAGAAGUUUUUUUUUUUAAUAAACUACUCAAAAGGAGUUAGCCCCUCUAUUGAAGUUGUUGAAUAUUAUGCCAACGGAUGCCCCACCAGUUUCCACAAGGGUGCAAGGGGAGAGAAGAUAGGUAUUGGCAUGGGAUCUAUGUUCAGAACUGAUGGUAGUUCUUCAAAGAAAAAUGACGAAGAUGUGAAGGUAGUAGGAAAAGUUUCUUCAACUCAAAUUCCUAUUUCAUUAGUAACUAUUUCAAUAAUUUCGACUUCCACCACAACAAUAACAAGGCUUGUAGCAAAAGGAAUCGUUAUUGGUGGUUAUGUUGCUGUAGGAUCAAGUUCGAAACCUCUUCCUACCAUAGAAUAG